Messenger RNA from Drosophila erecta, 2856 nucleotides. Its product is annotated as aminopeptidase Q. The coding region runs from base 47 to 2803 and encodes 918 amino acids. The record is from RefSeq and is a predicted model, not a curated record. Gene Ontology annotation, biological process: proteolysis; peptide catabolic process. The transcript has 4 exons. Gene Ontology annotation, molecular function: peptide binding; metalloaminopeptidase activity; zinc ion binding. Lineage: Eukaryota; Metazoa; Arthropoda; Insecta; Diptera; Drosophilidae. Gene Ontology annotation, cellular component: cytoplasm.
AGAGUUGUUACAGAUCGUUAGUUUCGUCGCAGUCUUUCCCAUAGCAAUGUUGCCGAAAAUACUUAUAUUGCUUUGCGCUUUUUUACCGGAAAAGGCCACAGGAUCCACAGUAAAGCCAUUGCGUUAUAAUCUGAAGAUCCUUACGCGCCUGGACGCCGGAGGUGCUCGGAAUCUGUUUGAGGGCAUCGUAUCCAUCGAUAUUGAAGCAACAAAAUCAACUCGCUUCAUCUAUUUAAAUUCCAGCGACUUGUAUAUUUUAAAAAGAAAAACAUGGCUUUUGCGCUGGGCCAGCGGCAAAAAACUUAGUGUACUCCAGCUACAGAAAAAUGUUAGGGAGCCCCGCGUGGUUAAGCUAGUAAUCGAACUUCCCCUCAGAUAUGGCGAGAAAUACACACUCAACAUGUUCUUCUCGAGGAAUUUUAAUCAAAAGGGACAUGGCUACUAUGCCAGCUACUACGAUAAAACGCCGAAAGUGUUCUACUCCAUGACUCGUUUUGAGCCGGAAUAUGCCCAAACCGCGUUUCCCUGCUUCGAUAACCCACACUUCCGGACCCCUUACAACAUAACCAUGGUGCACGACAGGAAAUUCGUUGCACUCACCCAUAUGCCCCCCAUAAAGGAGACACCAUACGACGAAAUCGAAAACUAUGUUUCGACGACAUUUAUGGGAUCACCACCGCUAGCCACUCACCAGGUCAUGUGGACUCUCCACAGUCUGCAGAAAGUUUAUAGUGGUCCUACGGCUACGGGUGAGAAUAUAACCGUCUGGUCACGGCCGCACUUGGCGAAGAGUUUGGCGAAGGUGGCGGAAAUGACGCCCAAGUUGUUUAGAAAUUGCGAAACCUUGUUCGCAUAUCCAUUGCCCAAAGGACCGGAUUGGAGUGGGAAACUCGAUCAUAUAGUGAUGCCGGAAUAUACGGAAUUGUAUAGCGGCCAGGGUCUGAUGGUGUACGGCGAGGAUAAGGUGAACCCAGGCCGAAGGGGACAUGAAAGCCUGCAGGGAAUGCUGGCGGAGCUGGUGGCACGCCAAUGGAAUGGCCUUCUUGUGAGCUCCUCAGACUUGAAUGAAGUAUAUGUGCGGGACGGCGUUAACUACUAUCUGAGCUUCCAGGCGAUGGGCAUGGAGAAAGAGGGCUAUAACAUGACUUACCUCCUAAGAACGCGUCUAGAUGUUUUGUAUUAUGACUCCUUGGCCAAAGAAAAGGCCAUAGCUACCGAUGUAAGGAGCACCAGACACCAAAAAUUACGCAAAAACAAAAUGUGCCUGCUCAUCCACAUGAUUAAGGUGGCCAUCAGCGAUAAGUUGUUCUUUAAGGGACUGCAAGAGUUCAUUAAGCGGUACGCCAACUCCUCCGCUUUGACCACGGAGCUGUGGGAGGAGCUCCAGCGAGCGGCUCGUCAAACUCACCAGCUGCCGAUCGGUGUGAGUUUACACACUGUGAUGGAGUCAUGGCUAAAGAAACCAGGUUUCCCGCUACUCACAGUCCAGCGAGAUGAUGAAAAGCAGAAGGUGACUAUUACGCAGAAACACUAUAAUCCGAAAAAAAUGGACAUCAGCUCCAAGGACUGCUGGUGGAUCCCCGUCGUAUAUAUCGUCAAAAAUCUCCCGCUCUCCCAGGUGGAGUGGCUUGGCUGUCAGAGAAAGAAAGCAGAUAUCUUGGAACUCAAACACAUCGUUAAUCCGAAAGAUUGGCUGUUAUUAAAUGUCGAUGCUGCAGUUCCUCUUCGCGUCCUCUACGAUUCAUACAACUUGCAGCUGAUUAGUACGGCUCUGCUUCAGGAUUUUACCCAGAUUCCGGAGCUUAGUCGCGCCCAGUUGGUCGAUGAUGCCCUCAGUUUCGCCUGGUCGGGUCUGUUGCCGUAUAACGUCACCUUAAAAGUGAUCUCAUAUCUUUCAAAGGAGACUAGCUUUGUGGUUUGGGAAACAGCACUUUUUCAUUUGAAGAACCUGCAAGGCAUCAUGAGAUUGACUACGGGUUUUCGUAUCUUUAAGCUUUUCAUGAAAAAACUUAUGAAGCCAGUUUUUAAAGCCGCAAUAAAGUCCCUUCCAAUGAAAGCCAGAACAAGUCCGGAAAUACCGAACAUCCCCAAAAUAUUCCUGAACACCACGAAAACCGAAAAUAAAACGGAUUCUUCGUUGCCGAUGAUUUUAUACCAGCCGGCGUGUCAGUUCGAAGUCAAGGAAUGCCUAGCGGAUGCACAAGAGCGAUUUCAGUCGGCGAUAGAGCAGAAAUCCAUCUCCUCCAUUCCGGAAGAGAUUCGAGAAACCGUGCUCUGCAGGGGCAUUCGCAACUCCUUGGAGGAUGAUUGGGUAAUGGUGCGGGACAUGUACUUCGAGGCCAAAAACGAUAAAGACAAGAGCAUACUCCUGAAUUCCCUCAGCUGCACCACGGAGUAUUGGGCGAUGCAAAAGUUGCUCAAGUGGGCCCUUGACCCAGAAAUGGUUCCAAGCACGCUGACUGCUGGUCUCCUGAGCGCCGUAAUGCGAUCCUCAUUGGGCUACUAUGUAGGCAAAGAGUUUCUCAUCGCAAACACAGCGGCUAUCCUAAACCGCAAGGACUUUAAAUUAAUUCUGAACGCGUUUGUCAAUGUGAUUACCACCAAAGAUGAAUUUUCGUCGCUGAACAAUCGUUUGCGUAGUAACCUUCCAGCCUCACAGAAAUCUACCAUAUCAUCCAUGCUGGAACCUGCGUUAGACAAAGUGAUUUGGCGAAAGAGCCUGUACUUUGAUCUGCUUAAAGCCAUUCGAGAUCUUACUCUGGAAAAUGGUAACAGCAACAGUUCAGUUCAGGACUCGCCCUGAUAUCAUGUUGCCUCAUCAUAACUGCAACAUCAAUAAGAACACAAGGCAGAUAA